Messenger RNA from Scophthalmus maximus (turbot), 2855 nucleotides. RefSeq names its product brain enriched myelin associated protein 1 (gene bcas1). The record is from RefSeq and is a predicted model, not a curated record. The transcript is spliced from 16 exons. Bases 286 to 1878 code for a protein of 530 amino acids. Gene Ontology annotation, biological process: myelination. Lineage: Eukaryota; Metazoa; Chordata; Actinopteri; Pleuronectiformes; Scophthalmidae.
CAGAGCUUAACUUCAUCAUGAUCUAGUCGGGCUAUUUUCUGACAAUUCACAGAGAGAUUACCGUGACCUAAUCAUGUGCUUUAACCAAAGAGCACCAACCAUCCAAAAACAGCCCCACCCAUUUUAAAGCACACAUAAAAUACCAUGUUAACAGUACCUUAUAUACACAGUCGGGCAGGAGCAACUCUCUGACAGAGCCACUGACAUUUUUUAAAACAGGAUAUCCCUUGCUGACCUGCAGAGGUGUAAUAAGUUGAAUUUGAGCUGAACUGGGAUCAAAAAAAAAUGGGAAACGAGCAUUCCAACCACAAAGAGCUGAGCCAGAAUGGAAAAGCGAGAGAGAAGAGUCGGAAGAUAUCGGUGAAUGGCGUCACUGCGAACAUCAAAUUUAAUGGAGUGGGGAAUGAUGUCGACGGUGAGACCGUUGUCCACCAAAAUGGCGAGCCCUUCUCUCUGAUCCUGGCCACAGAAUCACCUGAGCCUGACUUUGUGAUAGUCGAAUCGGACUGUCAGCCCGCUGAGGCCGAGGUUAUUUCUGAAGUCUCCGAAGCCAUCGUGCACAUGGCGAAGCUCAAGAAGGGUAGAUCGGAAAAAGUUUCCCUCCUUGACAAAAUGUUCAAAAAGAAAGCAGAACCUCCAGUUGAUGUAGAGAGUGUUCAACAAGCGGAAACGUCAAAUGAAGAUCAAACGGAUGUAAGUCCUCCUGCCGCUGAACCACAGCCGGAGACAGCUACAGCUAACCUAAAGCAAGAGUCAGACUCAUUAACGGAGCCAGAAAGUGGUGUGACUCUAGAGCAAGAAAACGCUGCUGAAACUUUCAACGGGAACAGUGAACCUGAGGAAAACCAGGAGGAGAGUCACCCUGAAGAUAAUCCAGUUAUGAACUUCUUCAAAACCCUAGUGACGCCCACUAAAACAUCCAAAAAGGAAUCGGCUACUCCCGAAGCCGCUAAAGAUCAGUCGCAGAAGGAGACCCAACCAGCGGCAACCACUACUCUAGAACUGGAAGUAACUCUUAUUGCUGAUACCGCUGCACAAAUAUCUGAACCGCCUGCGGCACCCAAAGGAAUGUCUAUCCCACCACCUCCUCCCCCAGAGCCACCAAAGAUGGAAAUCAAAGGCGAACCAGCUGCCAAACCUGCAAAGCCCACACCAAAAGAAGAACCAAAGGCUGCUGCGAAGGAAUCUGAGCCCUCCAAAGGGAAAUCCGCCAAAGACACUCUGAGCAGUUUUUUCCGUCCAAAGACAAUCAAGGAGGCACCGCCGCCAGCAGUACAAGUAGAGGAGACACCUGUGGAGGCCCCAGAGCCGGUUGUAGAAGUCCAGAGUGAAAAUAAGGUUGAGCCUCAGGCGACGGCAGAGGAGGCGACGCGGCCGGUUGUAGAGGAGCAGAUGGUAGACGGAGCACCAGAGCCGGUGCAAGACGCUGAGAAAGUGGAUCCCUCAAAAACUGGCACCCUGGAGGCCGCGGCGAAGAAGCCCGAACCGCCGCCGCCUGUUCAGGAGGAGAAGAAGAAAACCGCCUCCAAAUCCCCGUCCUUCCUUUCCUUCUUCAAACCCAAAGCUGCCGUACCCAAGAAGGCCGCCGCCGCCGCCGCCGCCGCCGCCGCCCCGGCAGCAGAGGCCCCUCAGACAGUCAAAGCCAACAAGGAGGAACCUAAAGCCGCGGCCAAGUCGUCCGAGGUGGUCGCAGACAACAAACAGGCUUCGCUGGCGCCCCAGGCCGGAGACGACGGCGCCAGUGUGCCCAGAAAACUGGAGAAGAGGAACUCCAUCCACCUGUUCUUCAAAACCCUGGGUCAGAAGCGUCAUUCCACAGAUGCCGGAGUCCAGACAGAGCCAGCCGCUGCAGCGGCAGCAGCAGAGAAGGCCAAAUGAAGCAACACUGACGUUUCCUUGUACAGACAGUUUCUCUCUCUCUCUCUCAAUCUUUAUUCUCUCUCUCUCUCUGUCUGUCUCUCUCUCUCUCUCUCUCAUCACCCCUUCAGCCCCCUUGUAUGACUUUUAACUACAUUCGUUUUUUUGUUACUUUGUAGAAGUCGCAGGAUGUGAAAGGGAAGCUCGGUGGUUUUAAAGGACGCGUUAGAAAGAGUAACCAGCCGCAGGUAUAGAUUUAAAAUGGGCAGAAAACAUGUAUGUAUAUAAAUAUAUAUAUAUUUUUUGGGUCACCCGAAUGUCUCGACAAAGUGUCGCAGAGGGAGUCUUUCCUGCAAGACAUUUAAUGUGACUUCUCUGGGACCUUGCAAACUAAACACACUGGACUUAUGCGAAACCUCAGUACCACCGCUUUGCUUUUAGCGAUUAACACAUACAAAAAAAACCAUGUUGUCGUUUAGGUUCUGUUUUUAAAGUUGAUAGCAGGAAAAUCAUACAUGCAGAGGUUAAUACCAUGAGAUUUAUCUAGAUGUAUGUGACAUUACAAAUGACAGCUCCUAAUGGAAAUGAUAACAACAAUUGCACUUAUAGAUCUUUUUAACUCUACUUAAGCCACAUGUACACUAAAGCACACACAGUAUGAUAAUGGUCGUAUUAUUAUUAUUUGGGCCGUACGGGAAACCACAAUCUUGAGUGUGUCUGUGGGGAGCUGAUUUCAAGUGUUCGUGUUAACAAAUGCAUGCUGAUGUGAAAAUGUGUCCUUGUCCUUGUGAUAUCUUUCACAGACACUGUCGUCAUAAAUCAAAAGCCAGUUAGCUUUUUAAUUGGAUCGCAGCACUUUGUGUCAUGUCAUCUAAACGAAAGUCUCACGGCGUUCUGUCCAACGUGCAAUUGAUAUGAUGCUCUUGUUUGCCUAUACGUGUGCGUGUAUGUGUAACCUCAGUUAUGUUGAAGACAAUAAAUAUCAUCUACGAAAUUAA